Coniosporium apollinis CBS 100218 is the source of this 411-nucleotide messenger RNA. RefSeq lists its product as uncharacterized. Lineage: Eukaryota; Fungi; Ascomycota; Dothideomycetes. The record is from RefSeq and is a predicted model, not a curated record. Bases 1 to 411 code for a protein of 136 amino acids. The transcript has a single exon.
AUGGGAGGCGCAACAACCUACGAUCCCGAGCACUUUCGCUACGUCUACUAUUCGUCUUCUGGGCCGCUCGGCCCAUUCAACGCAGCGGAAAACUGGACCAAGAUGGUUUCAUACGACGGCCCGCGAGCCACGGAGAUACCCCCGGACUUUACAACAUUCAGCAUAUCCCAGGCAUACCACCUUAAAACAAGAGCUGUGGUGCUAUGUGCCGGAAAAAAGCUGAAGUUUAAAUCGGUCCGUCCGCUGCUUGUCUCAUGGAGGCACGAAGCUGGUCCGGUGCCAAGGAGACAGCAGCCUUCUGAGAAAGGCAGCAGCACUCUGGGUGUCGGUACCAGCAACGGCGGGACAGCUGGAGCGUCGACGGCGACAGCGGAGGCGCUGCCCUCGUACGAAGAAGCCACGCACCAGUGA